AUGUCGGAUCAAGCAGAAGCGCAAGGUCUGCCUGACCGUACACAGAACCCCGCUGAAGGCAAGGCUCCCGAGGGCGAAAUUUCCAAAAACGCCGCCAAAAAAGCUGCCAAGGCAGCGAAACUGGCGGCUGGAAAAGCCGAGAAAGCCAACAAGGGAAUUGGAAAAUCAGAAGCGAAAAUGCCUACCUCCAAAGCCCCAAAGAAGAAAAUCGAGGGUGCUGCCCUGAUCGGUAUCGAUGUCUCCAAGGAAGAGGACUUCCCCAGCUGGUACCAACAGGUGUUGACCAAGGGAGAAAUGCUGGACUAUUAUGAUGUUUCCGGUUGCUUUAUUUUGAAGCCUGCUUCCUACUUCGUAUGGGAAACCAUCCAGAACUGGUUUAACGACAAAAUCAAGAAGAUUGGUGUCAGGAAUUGUUCAUUCCCUUUGUUUGUUUCGGAAGACGUUUUGCAGAGAGAGAAGGACCACAUUGAGGGUUUUGCUGCUGAGGUUGCUUGGGUUACACACGCAGGAAAUACCCCCCUUGAGAAAAAAAUCGCCAUUCGUCCUACCUCCGAAACUGUCAUGUACCCCUACUAUUCGAAAUGGAUUCGAAGCCAUCGUGAUCUUCCCCUCAGGCUGAACCAGUGGAAUUCCGUGGUCCGCUGGGAGUUCAAGCAUCCACAGCCAUUCCUGCGAACCCGAGAGUUCCUGUGGCAAGAAGGUCAUACUGCGCAUUUGACGGAAGAGGGUGCAGCAGAGGAGGUCCUCCAGAUAUUAGACCACUAUGCCCAUGUUUACGAAGAUCUCCUUGCCGUUCCCGUCGUGCGAGGCAAGAAAACGGAGAAGGAAAAGUUUGCCGGUGGUUACUAUACUACCACGGUUGAAGGAUAUAUUCCUGCUACUGGACGUGGUAUCCAAGGUGGUACUUCUCACUGCCUGGGCCAAAACUUUAGUAAAAUGUUUAAUAUCACUGUGGAAGACCCAGCGGUCAGGGGCGACGAGAAGAAACCCCCGCUAUAUGUAUGGCAAAACUCCUGGGGUCUGUCCACUCGCACCAUUGGUGUCAUGGUCAUGAUCCACAGUGAUAACAAGGGCCUUGUCCUCCCUCCCCGCGUUGCCGAAGUCCAAGUCGCCAUUGUCCCCGUCGGCGUCACUAAGGCUACCACUGAGGAGGAGCGUCAAGCUCUAUACAAGGAAAUUGAUGAACUUACAGCCAAGCUCACCGCUGUUGGUGUUCGAACAGAAAGCGAUUUACGCGAAGGUUACUCCCCGGGCUGGAAAUUCAACGACUUGGAACUCCGCGGUGUUCCACUGCGCCUCGAGUUUGGCCCUGGCGAAUCCAAGGGCGGUUUUGUUACCGCAGCCCGUCGUGAUAUUCCCGGAAAAGAUGGCAAGAGCCAAAUCGAACUGAAGAAUCUCACCACUGCUAUCCCUGAACUCCUGGACACGAUUCACAACGAUCUCUUCCGUCGUGCUGAUGCGCAAUUCCGGGAACACCGAAAGCAGCUCACCCAGUGGGACGACUUUGUUCCGUUGUUGAAUGAAAAGAAUGUUCUUCUUAUCCCUCACUGUUUGACCGAGGAAUGCGAGGACCAGAUCAAGGAUCUUAGUGCCCGCAAAGCCGAGGAGAAUAGCGACGUACCCCAGGAUGCGCGCGCACCAAGCAUGGGUGCGAAAUCGCUGUGCAUUCCUUUUGACCAGCCCGAGGGUAUUGAGGCAGGUGUCACCAAGUGUCUAAACCCGCAUUGCGAGAGAUUCGCAGAGAAAUGGUGCAUGUUUGGACGUACGUCACAUCCUGUUCCUAUACGUAUUAAAAUUUAG
This is a messenger RNA of Talaromyces proteolyticus, 1800 nucleotides long. RefSeq lists its product as uncharacterized. Lineage: Eukaryota; Fungi; Ascomycota; Eurotiomycetes; Eurotiales; Trichocomaceae. Gene Ontology annotation, molecular function: proline-tRNA ligase activity; ATP binding. Gene Ontology annotation, biological process: prolyl-tRNA aminoacylation. The record is from RefSeq and is a predicted model, not a curated record. The transcript is spliced from 3 exons. Gene Ontology annotation, cellular component: aminoacyl-tRNA synthetase multienzyme complex; cytoplasm. Bases 1 to 1800 code for a protein of 599 amino acids.